Molecule: messenger RNA, 759 nt
Organism: Volvox carteri f. nagariensis
Lineage: Eukaryota; Viridiplantae; Chlorophyta; Chlorophyceae; Chlamydomonadales; Volvocaceae
Gene: mot12
Exons: 4
Molecular function (GO): protein binding
Source: RefSeq, a predicted model, not a curated record
GCGGCCAGAAUCAUUCAGACGGCCUGGCGAUCCUACCGCAACCGCCGCAUCUUCACCUACUACAGGGACCUCAUCCGGUUCAGGGAGCGUGGUGAUCCGCGGGAGCUGCUCCGUGUCAUCAACCCGCGGGAGGCCCAACUAGUGGAUGCGGCGGCUGGCAUCCACGUGCGCUUCCGUCUUGGGGGCACCAUGUUCCCGCCGCUGGUGUUUUACAAGAUCUUCACGCACCGACCCGUGGCCGAUAUCUGCGCCUUCGGGCCCCGGGACUAUGCCAACGAGGUGCGAGUCACGCCGGGAGAGUUGCACAACCACCGCCCAGCUGCUGCUGCUGCAGCCACCACGGGCUGGUACGAGCGGCACGAGAACAACGGCUGGCGGCCGGUUUCGGAGCGGGUUCUGCUGGAUGAAGACCCCGUCACUACCAUGACACGCCUCAAGCGCCAGCCACUGUUCCACUACAACCCGGCGGUGCGCAGGGAGCAGCGUGCCAAGAUGAUCAAGCAACGGAGGCGCGAGUGGCUGCGAAAGAUGUACGCCGAAGGUGUGGGCGGCCUGCGGCCAGCUGGGACCCGCAACGAUGAUAUCGUGUUAGGGUCCGGGCCGGUACCUGAUUUGGACCUCAACCUUGGGGAUCUGGAAGAAGGGCAGCUCGACGAAGAAGCGGAUGAGCUUCUAGCAUGGAGUGAGCACCUGGACUACAGGUCGUACUUUGACGAUUGGACGAGCAUGGCGUGCACGCUGGCUUCGGAAGCGUUCGUA